CACGUAGUCUUUAUCUUAUGGUUGCUCUGCACUGCAGUCUGCACUGGCUGCUUGAAAAGGUUUGGUUGAUUGAAACUAUUAUUAAACUUUCGUCAACGGAUGACUGUCUAGCUAGAACACAAUAAUCAUUUGCAAGAUAGUAGUAUUGAGCUCUCUCCUCGGCCUCUUCUUGCUUUGCUUUGCUGGAAGGUGACGCUGUCAGUGGCUGCACAGGUCACCUACUGCAUACUAGCUCUAAUAAAAUAAUUCGCCUCUUGAGCACCAAAGUCAGUGAGAGGCUAUUGGAGAGGAGCGAGUGGCCGUGGGUGCAUUGCUACUAGUAAAAAAUCCACUUGCCAGCUCUCUUAGAAAUGGAUUAUGGCCUGGAGGACAGCGAGCCCGAGGAUAUUGAACUGGAUGACGAUGAUGAUGACGACGACGAAGGUGUAUAUGGUGACAAUGCCUUGUGUGGAGAAGAGACCGUAGACUCCGCUGGCGUUCUGCAGAAUUUCACGGUGCUGAGCAAGGAUGACAUUGCUCAGAACAUGGUGGAUAGCAUAAAGGAAGUGAACGAAAUUUUCGAGGUUGAUCCUUUGACUGCACGUGCCUUGCUUGUGCACUUCAAAUGGGAUAAGGAGAUGCUGCUAGAAAGAUACUAUGAGGGAGAUCCCAGCAAGCUGAUGUCAGACGCGCACAUAGUCAUUGCUCCUAAAGUGACAAGACCUUGUUCCUCGUGUGAUAUUUGCCUUCUGGAUGUACCUCCGUCGGAAAUGAGCUGUCUGCCGUGCGGGCAUACUUUCUGCAAUUCAUGUUGGCGUCAGUAUCUAACAACAAUGAUCAUGGAACUCGGCGUUGGUCAGCGGAUCUCCUGUGCUGGUCAUGGGUGUGAAGUGUUGAUGGACGAGUUCACUGUAAGCAACUUGUUAGUAUCCUCUGCUGUCAAGCAAAAAUACAACUUUUUGAUGUCCAAGAAUUUCGUUGAGGCGAACCGACUGAUGCAGUGGUGCCCAGCGCCAGGGUGUACCUACGCCAUCCGUUGCUCAGAGCGUGAUGCGCGGCGAGUGCGAUGCAAGUGUGGCCGUGUCUUCUGCUUCAGAUGUACGCAACCAGCGCAUGAGCCAGUUAGAUGCGAUUAUCUGGCAAAAUGGCUGAAGAAAUGUGCAGACGACAGUGAAACUUCACAUUGGAUACAUGCAAACACCAAGGAAUGUCCCAAGUGUAAAGCAACCAUUGAGAAGAAUGGUGGCUGUAACCACAUGGUGUGCCGGAAUCAAGCGUGCAAGGCCGAGUUCUGUUGGGUAUGUCUGGGCGCAUGGCAGCCGCACGGCGCAAGUUGGUACAACUGCAAUCGUUAUGCAGAGAAGGAUGCUGAAGCAGCGCGGGGGUCCCAGGAGGAGUCUCGAAAAGCUUUAGAACGCUACUUAUUUUUUUGCGACCGCUAUCUGAACCAUUUGAGAAGUGAGAAUCUAGAGAAAAAGCUAUACACGGCAGUCAAGCAGAAAAUGGAUGAGGUCCAGAACAGCGGCCUCCCAUGGAUCGACUCCCAGUUCUUGGUACAGGCUGUGGAUGUCCUAUCUCGGUGCCGUGCUGUGCUGAAGUACAGCUAUGUCUUUGCCUACUAUCUGGAAAAGAACAAUCAGGCGCAGAUCUUCCUCGACAAUCAAAAGGACUUUGAAAUGGCCACAGAAGCGCUGUCCGGCUUCUUAGAGCGGGACAUUACUGGUACCAAUCUCGCCAUGAUCAAAUCUUCCGUUCAAGACAAGUCUCAGUACUGCCGGUUACGAUGCACCAAGCUACUUGAUCACGUCAAUGAAGGUUACGAGAAAGACUGGUGGGCGUAUGUCAAUCCUGAUUCACGUCAAUGAAGGUUACGAGAAAGACUGGUGGGCGUAUGUCAAUCCUGAUUGAAGUUACCCUACAAUUAAUCAUUGUGGUGCCCUUCCUUGCCCCCUCCCAUCAAAAAUCAUAGUUCUGCUGAUACCCUUCCAUUGUAUUCUCUUACUAUCUGCACAGCCAAGCACCCAUCCAUGACCACACAGACACGCCUGCACAGCCAAGCACUGCCCUUGCGCACCUCGACCGCUCUCAUCAUCAUCAUCAUCAUUGUCAUCUCUCUCUCCUCUCUCUCCUCUCUCUCCCUCUCCCGGAGACGCAGUGUGUACAAUUAUGCUGGCCACAUACUAUAAUCACACAAGCCGUGCUGGGAGGGGCUUUCUACGUUAACUUGAAAGCAUGCCUGACAAGUGUAUCAUAAUUAUAAUUAUUAUUAGCAUCGGUCAUGAAACCCACACAAAAUCAUACUCUUAGCUCCGCUCUAUCGAGGCUGUCUUGUGUCCACUAGUACUCAUGCCUCUCUUAGCUGAUUUUAUUUGCGUUCCAUUGAAUUUCUCGUCAGCUGCUGGGCACGCCUUGUCGCGAGCGCGCGCGUGCAUACUCUUCUUUGAUCCGCCUAUCCCGUUGCUAACACCUUCAGUCUCCUAAGCAUGUGUGUCAGGAAGAUGCUCUGGUCGACCUUCAUUUAGUGUGUGGCACUGCUGUUCCUUUCUUUUUAUUGCCUCGACGGCUCCAGCUGGUUUGUUUUGCUGUAAGAUGUAGGGAGACUUAACUUGACACCUACAUGUACUGUACAAGGUUUAACUGUUAAUACUUCACAGAAACAACCAUACCGACCACUACUCUUAUUAUUAUAACGUUAUUCUUUUACGCCAGGUACACGUGCUUCUCAGUUCUCAUGAAUCAUGCAUAUAUCACUUUUGUGUGUCUAAAUAAAGUUUGCGAGUGGGAAAAGCGGAAUUCAA
Molecule: messenger RNA, 2777 nt
Organism: Sycon ciliatum
Lineage: Eukaryota; Metazoa; Porifera; Calcarea; Leucosolenida; Sycettidae
Product: E3 ubiquitin-protein ligase ARIH1-like
Exons: 17
Coding region: 351-1844 (497 amino acids)
Biological process (GO): protein polyubiquitination; positive regulation of proteasomal ubiquitin-dependent protein catabolic process; ubiquitin-dependent protein catabolic process
Cellular component (GO): ubiquitin ligase complex; cytoplasm
Molecular function (GO): ubiquitin conjugating enzyme binding; ubiquitin protein ligase activity; zinc ion binding
Source: RefSeq, a predicted model, not a curated record